Messenger RNA from Porites evermanni, 6957 nucleotides. NCBI's taxonomy places the organism in Eukaryota, Metazoa, Cnidaria, Anthozoa, Scleractinia, Poritidae. The record is from the annotation of a GenBank genome assembly.
AUGUACCGUGUACUGAAAGCUGAAUAUGGCCAAGUUCUGUUUGAGAGAGACCAGGCGCAGAGAACUUUACAAAUCGCAAAUUUCCAGCGUAGAUCUGUACUUAAGCAACGGAGUAAAAACGGAACUUAUGGUAUGGAUUUUUUUUUCCAUUUUCGAUAAACGUAGUUUUUCUUCCCUAUAUCUACGUCAAUUCCAAACGCAAAACUGACCCCUGCACAAUACUCACCACUUUUCGCCAUAGCUUACCCUGAGGAUACAGAACUCGAGGACAUCAUGAAAACAGAAUGUUUAGUAAGGAGUAUCUAUUACGAAUUGUAUUUAGGCUAUGAUUACACUAUUCCGGAUAGCUUUUUGCGUCCGCACAAAAACCAUACCGGACAGGGCUUCUGUUUACACAUAAGAACGAUGAUUUCGGCGCCAUUUCAGGAUGUGAAGGAUCGAAGCUGCCCCACGCCGAUUUAAAGUGGACAGUCCCGGCACAUAUCGGAUAGGCGUUUAUACUGUUACGGAUAUCUUUUCGUGUCGGCAUAAAAUGAUGGGAAAAGUUUACAAUUGUUAUAAAGUCCACGAUGCAUUCGCUGGGAAGAGCAUUUCAGAACGCACAUUGCUGUAACGUGUCUGAAACAUACACAGCAGGUCGUAACCCGAGUGAAAUACCUCCAUGGAAUUCCAUGGAGUUCCAUGGAGUAUUCAUGAAAUUCCAUGGAAUUCCAUGGGAGUAUCCAUGGAGUUCCAUGGAAUGCCAUGUAGUUCCAUGGAGUUCCACGAAAUGCCAUGAAAUUCCAUGGAUUUUCAGUUGGAGUUCCAUGGAAUUCCAUGGAGUUCCUUGGCGUAUUGAUGGAGUUCUACGGAAUGUUAUGGAGUUCCAUGGAGUAUCGAUGAAGUUCGAUAUUCGGUCCCUGCAGUUUGUAUGAGAAUCCAUAGAAAUUCAUUAAUCAAGUAACUCAUUAACUUGUUACAACUUGUAACCACAUGUUCAAGUCCACACUUUUUAUUGGAAAGAAAAAUAGGAAACAUUUUAAAGCUUUUUAAAAGCAUAAAUAGUGCGUAGGCUUAAAUUACACAGACAAUGCAAAAGUAUCUUAGACUUGUUCUAUGUUCACCGAUGCUGAAACUGUCCCAGCGUAAGAAAUGUUUUUGCUGGCUAUUAAAGAGAUCUAAAGACAAAGGUUUUUGUGCGCUUGAUAAAAAAGUGAUCCUUAGGACAAAAAAGAAAUAAAUGUAGGAACUGGUUUUUAGCAUGCAGGGCUGUCUGCCAUUUAACUUGCAAAAUCAUUGUUGCAUUUAAAAUAUGAUCACUGUUUUAUAUUAACAUGCAGCCGCUUCAGUAUAUUAUUAACUACGAAUGAUCCCAAUAGGCCAAAACUAUUCUCACUAUAAACCUUGUCACGGUUUUCGACGCCAUCUUGACGAGUAGGCAAACGCGUGAGAAAUUACAGUGUUUGUAUGAGAAUCUAAUGUCGAAUAAUUGCAAUAUUUUCCUCUCACUGCUUUACUCUUCGAGAGCGUCGGAAUAGUGCAAUUAACUCUGUGAAGGACCACAACUUAAAGCCUUUAAAAACAGACAUCUUCUCGAUGAUGCCGUCGAUUAGCCGCCAUGUUUGGUGCUUGAACUGGCUUCCAGGGGCGCUUCCCAUUCAACCCAAAAGUCCGGAAAUUUCGGUUGGUUCAUCAAAUGGAACGGACCAUUUCGGUUUGGUCCGACCGGAAUAUUCGGGACCAGCUUUGAAGGUGGUCCACUGUGACUGGUCUGGUCAUUUCGGUCGGUCGGACCGAAAUGUCGCUUUCCAUUUGCCAAAAUUGUUGUCCCCAGUACCGCUCUUUUCUAUCCUGCUUACAAGAACAAGUAGUUUCCAUUGGAAAGUGAAGUGCUGUGAGUAAAACAUGACAUCUCAAAUAGUUUGAAUCAUUUGCAAUUUUUUUCGAUUUUUGAUAUUUGCCGUUAACAGUGUCAAAUAACUGACGCCACACGACACGUAGGUGAAAAAAAAUGUGUGUAAUUAAGCUACAAUUUUAUAAAAGUCCGUGAGAAUCAGCGUAUUAUUGGUCUGAAACCUGUCGACGAUAUUUAACUAAAGUAAUUUAUCAAUUAAGCUGAAAUGAAUACAACAAAGCCUGGCUGAAUACAAAUUGGCCAAAACACCGAAUUUUUUUACCGUACAGUUCCAGGAAUUGCUUCGAAUCGUUCGAAUAUUCUGAGAAACGUAUCGCUUCAAUUCACAAGAAUAUUUUACCUUCACUUGCAUUCAUAGGCUUUCUACACGAAAUAGGAUUCCUCCGCAUUUAGUUUUCCACCGGCCCUUUUCGACAGUCGAGUGUUCUUUAGGAUAUAAACAGUAUUUACUUUUCACUUUUAGAGCGUAAUUAUGAGUGUGCUGCGAAGCCACAAUAACAAAACGCGCGGUGGCUUGGGUCGGGUCUGUGCAACCGGAAUGUAGCGGUCCAUUGAGCACGCGAAAUUUCCGUAAUUUCAAACCGUAAUUUUUGUUGAAUGGAAAGCGUCCCAGACCUCUCCUCCUAGUGACUAACGCGAUCACGUGGGGCUUUUGAACCAAUAGAAAUGUGUAGAAGAUCAGUUUUCUUGGUUCAAAUCUUUAGGCGGACUUCUGUGCACUACAACAGUGGUGUACAAACGGAUUGUCUUUAUAAUGAAUGCAUCUCAAAAAGAUGUUCUUUUCAACGUAAAAUAUUCACUUGUGAGGUUGCUUUAUUUGGCUUGUUUCAAAAUCGACUGCUUCACUCAGCCCGAUUGGCAUUAAAGAGGAAGGUAAGGUUAACUUAUACACAAACUCGUGUUUGGUUGCAGAGAAUUGAGAUCGUACGUCGCUCGAUUGUCUCUGCUAGAUUAGAAUUAAGAAGGGUAUAUUUUCGGGUGCUAUUUGGUUUUUAUAGACGUAGUUUCCAUCUUUUUUGUUUAUACAGACAUGCCUGUGGUCUUUGCUGCAAAUUGUCUUCGGAAUCCUUUGAAAUAAUUAUUAAUUCUGGCAGAAUUUGAAAUCGAAGACUUUGAUGUGGCAAAGUGAAAAUAUAAGCUUAAGAAUUUUCAUGUCUCCUAAGAAACAACUAUACAAGAGACUGAUUUAUUAUAGUUAUGACCUGACGCCGUUUUUCCCAAGGAUUAGGCAGGACGUAGCUAUAACUAAAUAUCAUAGUGGUUCUGAUCGGGACAUACUGAAGUAGACCUUCCCUUUUUCGUAGCAUUAAAUAAAGCCAUGUUUACAUACUGACGGUUUAUGAAUUCACGUAUUAGCUGAAGCUUAUAUUUCUCUGAAUUGUGCAUCUUUGGUUCGCUAGUGUUACUUUCCUUCAAACGCCAGGCCUACAUUCCCUGCAUUAUAUUAAAUCUUAAGUUUGUGAUUAUAACUUCUUCAAUAUGAGAAGUGUCCAGAUACCCGGCAGCCGGGAACUGUUUUCAAAAAACUAGAUACCUGGCAGUUAGUAAUGUUGACUAAUUUUCUCGCAAUAGCGCGUUUAAUUCCUUUGAGAACAUAAGAUAUUUGUUUAGGAAUCUCAAACGAUUGCUUCGGGUUAAAAGUAGAAGCGACCGUCGAGCUUGGGCGUAGUGAAAUCUCAAUAUUUUCGACACUUAAAAAAUAUUCUAUUUUUGACACACUGAGUCAAAUCCAGACAAAUAUCCACAGAUAUUAUCAAAGAAACCUCAUCAGAGUAUUUAGUGUUUGUUCAGAAAUGCCAAGCGAUUCUAAAUAAAGGUUUCGUAUUGUUGUGGACAAAUUCUCCGAGCUUGCAUUAACGGUAAUUCUUUACUCACGGGUACGGUUUUCAAAAUACUCGGUGCCCGGUAGUCGGAAAUUCUCAAAUGUUCUUUCUGCAUCUGACUCGAUNAAUCCUUUGAAAUAAUUAUUAAUUCUGGCAGAAUUUGAAAUCGAAGACUUUGAUGUGGCAAAGUGAAAAUAUAAGCUUAAGAAUUUUCAUGUCUCCUAAGAAACAACUAUACAAGAGACUGAUUUAUUAUAGUUAUGACCUGACGCCGUUUUUCCCAAGGAUUAGGCAGGACGUAGCUAUAACUAAAUAUCAUAGUGGUUCUGAUCGGGACAUACUGAAGUAGACCUUCCCUUUUUCGUAGCAUUAAAUAAAGCCAUGUUUACAUACUGACGGUUUAUGAAUUCACGUAUUAGCUGAAGCUUAUAUUUCUCUGAAUUGUGCAUCUUUGGUUCGCUAGUGUUACUUUCCUUCAAACGCCAGGCCUACAUUCCCUGCAUUAUAUUAAAUCUUAAGUUUGUGAUUAUAACUUCUUCAAUAUGAGAAGUGUCCAGAUACCCGGCAGCCGGGAACUGUUUUCAAAAAACUAGAUACCUGGCAGUUAGUAAUGUUGACUAAUUUUCUCGCAAUAGCGCGUUUAAUUCCUUUGAGAACAUAAGAUAUUUGUUUAGGAAUCUCAAACGAUUGCUUCGGGUUAAAAGUAGAAGCGACCGUCGAGCUUGGGCGUAGUGAAAUCUCAAUAUUUUCGACACUUAAAAAAUAUUCUAUUUUUGACACACUGAGUCAAAUCCAGACAAAUAUCCACAGAUAUUAUCAAAGAAACCUCAUCAGAGUAUUUAGUGUUUGUUCAGAAAUGCCAAGCGAUUCUAAAUAAAGGUUUCGUAUUGUUGUGGACAAAUUCUCCGAGCUUGCAUUAACGGUAAUUCUUUACUCACGGGUACGGUUUUCAAAAUACUCGGUGCCCGGUAGUCGGAAAUUCUCAAAUGUUCUUUCUGCAUCUGACUCGAUUUCUAUGUAAAAUUAUAAGGAGUCGACUAUAGUCUUACCAGAUAUCCUGUAGAAAUGUUCCUCUGAGUUACAAACAACGAUAAAUUUGUCGACUCGGCAGAAGAGUGCCCUUCAUCUUCCGGUGUAGCACUAUAGUUGCGUGACGCAAAUACUACACUUAUUUUUGAAGUGUCGAAACUAUAAAGAUUUCACUCUAUGCCCAGGCUCGACAGUUGCCUUUACUUCAAACACAAAGAAGUGUUUGAAAUCUCUUGGAAUUCCAUGGAGAAUUUUCCAUGAAGCCCCUUCACACGGGAAAUUCUGUAUACACGUACAUGUAUUUUGUGGGCUUUUUAUUCUUCCUCGAAGCUUUCAGGGGCACCCAACGAGAAUAUAGUUCAAAACCAUUUAAACAUAGCAUUGUUAGAUGUAUUUUAGUAUUUAAACGGUAGAUAUAGGUACAUUUUUAUCCCCUAAAAAUUUUUCAUCUGUUCGGAUUUCCUAGCUGAAAUUUUAGUGAUCCGAAAAUUAUAGGAAUCAAAACUUACCUUUUCGAAAAUUUCAGCCAGAAAAAAAGUUCCCUAAAAUUCUCGGUGACCUUUUUAGGGUAAAAAUCCGUUAAAAAUUGGCAAUUAUACCAUUUUUUAGAUGCUUGAAAAUCCUAGGAGAGGCAGGCAAACAAGAAAUUUUACAACAAAUGUUCCGAAAAUUCUAAAUCUCAAAUCGUCUUCCGAACAGAUAUUUUCCGAAAAUUGACGUUGGGUGCCCCUGAGCUUUCCGCAUGCGAUUCAUUGAAUACAGUAUUGCAUCAUAAUUUUAGAAACUGUCAAAGGGUUCUUUGAUUAUUGGCGUUUGAACGUAAUUGAAAGGGCUAAAAUUAGGAUAUUUUUAUGCGUAGUCCUCGGAUAAUAUUUGCCAGCAUUCGUCUUUUAACUAAAGAGCGGUCUUGCUGUUAAUUUCUUAGCCGAAAAGCAGUGAAUCAUGGAAAGGAUAGCCUCAAGGCCUUGUCUGGCUGCUCAUUGUUACAUCGCUUGAGCAAAAGUAUUUCAUCCAUCUCGUUUGUAACUGUUUUUGUAACGGGCAGGAAGUCGCUAGUGCAUUUUGAUACAAGUAUUACAAUUUAACCGUGUAGUUAUAGUGUCCAGGAAAUUACAUUUUCAGUAACAGUAUACGCAGUUAUAACCCAUGUCGUUCUAUCUAUUUCUGGAAAGAUUCGUGUCAAGAAAAGAAGGCAUUCUGGUAGCCAGUGAACCAGAUGCAUGUACUAUAGUAUGUACCAUCUGAAGGGAGACGAAGUGUUGAAGGGCAGAAACUUUUGUUUUUGCAAUACAUAUCAAGGGUCAUUGCGGGAGGCUCCUUAUAUAGCGCUGAAGGAGCGAGAAAUACGACACGCUGCCGAAGACCGGGACUACUGGAGUCAUGUGGUAGCCGCCUGCCGAGACAAUCCGGAUUGAUCCGUAGAUGAGCUUAUAUACCAUAGUGAACUCGUGCAAGCUCACACCGCAGUUUGAUAUUGAUCUUAAACUGCAUCUGAAACAUGUGAAGUGUAUUCACUUGCUGUUUCGUUUAAGUCGGCCGGCGGUUUACGUCAUUCGCUGGUUCAAUUUAUUUCGGCUGCUUUUUUAGCCGUUAUUGCCUGCUAAACCUCAAUUAUUUCUCUUCCUUGCAGGGGCUGCCAGUAAUUCAACCAGAGAAGACAAAAUGGGUAAUGAACAUGACAUAUCGGAACAAUACCACUUACAGAGGUCCUCGAAAUUAUGCAGAAAUAAGCCCCACCUGCGACAACAAAAUUACAACAGCAAAUCUUAUAGUAAUAAAGACGCUACAUCUCCACCUCUUGUCAAUGGGCAUACAAAUCAUUUCAGUGUUGAAGAAGAUGGUUGCUUCAAGAAUGGUUAUGAAGAUAAUGACGGACGCGAAGAAGAUGAAAGUCACAGAAAAAGUCACACAAGCAGAGUUCUUGUAGCUAGUGUUACAUAUACAAAUUGUUCCUUUGAUGAACAUAACGGUAACAGUGAUGGUGCUGUCGGCGAAAGUAACGGAAGUGAAAACAACGAUGGACACUGCGUCCUGAAUUUAGACAGCAGUAAGGAUGCUGAAUGUCAAACUGGUGGUGCUAAUGAACUAGGCGAUAGGCGCGGGCACGAUGUCAAUGCUAAUGAUGACGCUAACAUAGGCAACGUUAACGGUAAUGCUAUCCAUGACGAUGAUUAUGAUGGAGCCAAUGCUGGUUCUACUGUUGAAAAUGAC